AUGCCGCCUUUCAAGCCUCGGGAUCGCAAGCAAAGGCAUAGGCGGCAUGAUAGAAAGGUAGCUGCCACGCCCGCCGAUACCAAUGUUGCCGAAAUCAUUCCCGUCUCCAAUUCAGAAAAAGAGGCCAAGCGACAGCAACUGAGGGAUCAGCUUCGGGAACAGCAACCUAAGAUGUCUUCAAAGAAGAAGAAGCGUCUUGAUAAAUAUAUUGAAACCAAAUUGAGGAAAGAAGAGGGUCUAGAGUUAAUGAAAAAGCUUGCCGAAACGAAGGUCGAUCUUUCCGAGUUUCGAAGCAUCAAGGACUCUGGUAAAAAGGAAAGAAGUCACCUCGGUACCACAGAUACAACACAGCACGCUUCAGAAGCACAUCUUUCAGGCGAUGACUCGGAUGAGUUCGAAACCGGAUUAGGCGAGAAAAAUGCGACUGCUCCUGAUCUAAAGAAACCCGCCCCUCAGGUAAAGAUUGGAAUUGGCUUGAAGCGGCCACUUGAACUUGGAGAAGAUGGAUUUCCAGUUCUCAAGAGAAAGAGGACACGCAAAAUCGAGUCCGCGCCCAAAGAUCUUCCUUGGGAAGGGUUUGAUUCUAGUGAAGACGAAAGAGAGAGUGAUAAUGCAGAUCUGGAAAAUCUAUCGGUAGACUCUAAGGAAGAGAGAAGUGAAGUUGAUUCGGAAAAUGAAUCCGAGGAUGUACUCCCUUCAGGAAGGAGUAGCGAAGACGCCACCAGCGAUGAGAGCGAAGAUGAAGAUGAAGACGAUGACAAUGAUGGCAAACAGACAACACUUAUUCGCCCAAGACAGUCCGCAUUUAAAUCAUGGGCCACGAGUAGAAUAAAUGAAUCCGUGGGAUUUAAGCCUAGCGCUGAUCAGCCACUUUCAGAGCAAUUCUCUUUGUCAGCCAAAUUAAUGGUCAAGGAAGGCAAAGUGCCAAAAAAUUCUAUGUAUGAGGACUAUCCACUUCCUCAGGAACUCCAACCUACCACGAGAGACCCAAACCGCAAGGCUUUUAGUGUCCAGGUGGAUAGGCCAGAAGGUAUCCAAGAAGCACGGUUAAAGCUUCCGGUGGUUGGUGAAGAACAAAAAAUUAUGGAAGCUAUUUUCAAUAACUCGUCUAUUGUUAUUUGGGGAGCGACAGGUAGUGGUAAGACUACCCAACUACCGCAAUUUCUCUUUGAAGCCGGUUUUGGCCACCCGGACAGCCCCAAUCCUGGAAUGAUAGCCGUCACCCAACCUCGACGAGUCGCGGCAGUCAGCAUGUCGAAACGAGUUGGUGACGAGCUUGGCCAAUAUUCUGAUCGCGUAUCAUAUCAAAUUCGAUUUGAUACCAAUGUUUCUAGCAAAACAGCUAUCAAAUUCAUGACUGACGGUAUUUUGUUGCGAGAAAUCGCAAACGACUUCUCUUUGAGCAAAUAUUCUGUGAUUAUCAUUGAUGAAGCUCACGAGAGAAGUGUCAAUACCGAUAUUCUGAUUGGUAUGGCUAGCCGGAUCGUUGAUCUCAGGGAAAGUAUGUGCAAAGAGGACCCUUCAGUCAAGCCUCUAAAAUUAGUUAUUAUGUCAGCUACAUUGCGAAUUUCAGACUUCACCCAGAACAUUCAUCUGUUCCGACAUGGAAUUCCACCACUUAUUCAAGCCGAAGGGCGACAAUACCCUGUCACGGUUCACUUUGCCCGAAGGACUCAUCGAGACUACGUUGAAGAAGCUUUCCGUAAGGUAUCGAGAGGGCAUCGCAAGCUUCCAGCAGGGGCCAUGCUUGUCUUUCUCACAGGGCAAAACGAAAUCAAGCAACUGUCCAAACGCUUGAAACAAGUAUUUAAACCAACACAACGCGGCGAGGAUUUUCAAGGCAAACUCCGGCUCUCUGCAGCAGAUGCUCCGCUCGAGACUGAGGACCUCGAACUAGGAGAUCCAGAUACUGGACCCCAAGGCGAGGAUGAUGACAGUGACAUUGAUAUUGUCGGUCUAGAUGAUGAGCAUGAAGAUGAUGAGGAUUUUGACUUAGGCGAGGAAAGCAUGUCAUCUUCUACCCGUGUUCAUGUGCUCCCAUUAUACUCUCAAUUGCCCACGAAAGAACAGUUGAAGGUCUUUGAGCCACCCCCAGAAGGUUCACGACUUAUAGUCUUGGCUACAAAUGUUGCUGAAACUAGUUUGACUAUUCCCGGUAUCAAAUAUGUUUUCGAUUGUGGAAGGUCAAAAGAAAAGCAGUAUGAUCUUACCACAGGAGUCCAAACGUUCCAGAUUGGCUGGAUAAGUAAAGCCAGUGCAAGUCAGCGGGCUGGUCGAGCCGGUCGAACAGGCCCCGGUCACUGCUAUAGACUAUAUUCAAGUGCGAUAUAUGAGGCAGACUUUCCGGACUACACGGAACCAGAAAUCCUGAGGACGCCCAUCGAAGGUGUCGUACUGCAAAUGAAGAGUAUGGGUCUGCACAAUGUCACCAACUUUCCAUUCCCUACUCCUCCAAGCCGACAGGGCUUGACGAAGGCUGAGAAGCUACUCAAAAAUCUUGGUGCACUCAAAUCCGAUGGUCAAGUUACCGAGUUGGGAAACAAGCUGUCAUCAUAUCCGUUGUCGCCCAGGUAUGGUAAGAUGCUGCAAAUCGGCCAUCAACACGGUUGUAUGCCCUACGUUAUUGCAGUAGUGUCAGCUCUAGCUGUCGGUGAUCUCUUUGUCCAAGAAAGCCAGUCUGAUACGAUGGUAUCCACACUGGGUAAUGGCAAGGAUGGUAUUUACACAAAUUCUGACAGACUAGAGGAUACAGCUCGAGAAAAACGUCGCAAAGACUUCUACCGAGCUCAGCGUUUACUCAGCAAGCAUGAUGACACCUCCGACGCACUGAGAUAUCUGUCUGCAAUCUGUGCGUAUGCGUACGCAUCCGCAUCUGACGAAGAAUCCUUCUGUGAGAAAAUGUUCCUACGUGCCAAAGGCCUCAAAGAAGCAUCUCAGCUCCGGAGCCAACUUGCGGAUAUCGUCCGCACUAAUAACCUUGGUCUGCUAGGGUCAUACGAGUCCCGCCUCCCCGAACCAACAGAGAAGCAAAUCAAAGCUCUCAAACAGAUAGUCACCGCUGGAUUCAUCGACAACGUUGCAAUUCGAGCAGAUAUGUCACCUGAACCUCCAGAAAUGCAACGUAAGCCUCGAGGAGCAGUUGACGUGCCUUAUUAUACUCUCUUCCGGUCUCGCGAAAGCCGGGCUACAGAAGUGGAUGAGAAAGCCGUGUAUAUACAUCCAUCUUCGAUUCUCGCGCAUCUAACACCCAAGGAGAUGCCACAGUAUAUAAUAUACUCUCACCUCCAGCAAUCAACCCCCUCUCACGUCACAGGAAGCAAUGUCCCUAAAAUUCGAAUGUUUCCAUUAGUUGCACCGAGUGGGUUACAACUCUUGGCUCUGGCGCAUGGAACCCCGCUGAUUGAGUACGGAAAACCGAUCGGCAAAGUCGAGGCCUUAACAAGCGUUCCUCAGCGUCGUCAGUGCUUUAUUGUACCUUUGUUAGUUGGAGAACCCGGAAGCACAGGAUGGCCGCUGCCAGCAAAGAAAGUUGUGCAGGUGAAGGACCCGAAGGAAGGCUGGAUUAUUGAAAGGUUUCUUACCUGA
Talaromyces proteolyticus is the source of this 3585-nucleotide messenger RNA. RefSeq names its product putative DEAH-box RNA helicase. Gene Ontology annotation, molecular function: ATP binding; RNA binding. NCBI's taxonomy places the organism in Eukaryota, Fungi, Ascomycota, Eurotiomycetes, Eurotiales, Trichocomaceae. Gene Ontology annotation, cellular component: intracellular anatomical structure; nucleolus. Gene Ontology annotation, biological process: maturation of SSU-rRNA from tricistronic rRNA transcript (SSU-rRNA, 5.8S rRNA, LSU-rRNA). The record is from RefSeq and is a predicted model, not a curated record. The coding region runs from base 1 to 3585 and encodes 1194 amino acids. The transcript has 2 exons.